AGUUUUGUAUGCCGUUAAGUGUAGGUAUUGUGUUUGAAAUCAGAAUGUGUCAAGUCAUGAAAACCGAUGUGCAGAGAAACAUUAUUCGGUCGAGAAUGACUGACUCAGAUAUUCAAUGUUUAUACCAUAAAAUGUAAGCUGAAUUAUUUGGAAGAUUAGGGGACAGAUAAAGAUAACCAAUAUGGAUGUGAACGCGACUUAUGUCAAGGAACUGGAACAGCCGCAACAUCCGAACCCGGAACCACAAUUUUUCGGAUUCGACGAGUCUUUAGGACCCACCCACGACACGAUGGCCAAGAACGUAGGGGAGAGUCGGAUACCAGUUCCACGCGCUGCACGACCGUCUUUCUUCCCGAAAUCGAGAGUACUCGGCACGUCGACACUUCUACCAGGACACCGACGUUCAUUGGUGCUCUCGGGAUGUUUACAGUUCGUCGAUGCGGAGGACGAGUCCACCACUCCUAAAACAAAGUGCUUGGCACGAGCUACGUCUACACCAUCAAUCGAAGAUUCGGGACAUAAGACGUUCACGAUAUCACCCGUGUGGGACAAAGAUGACGUGCAACAGUUGGUUCAUUUUGCCGAAGAGAAGAGCAGCUUUUUUAGUUUGCUCGAGAAUUCUCAGUUGAAUAUGAUUGAGGAUACCGGCGAAAGCUGCCUCCUGGAAGCAUCCCUGGGCAAUUAUAAUGAGAACUCAGUGAGCGCGACGCCGCAUUAUUUGAUGCUCAAUAAACAGAAUUCGUUUGAACACGACGAAAGUCUCGGUAUAUUGACUCCGGACCAGAUGACCGACUUCACGGUCGCGUUAGAGUGCUCCAGGACACCAUCCUGCGAAAAUCUUACAGGAUCAGCGGGUUCGAGGUUGGCGUUAACGCGGGCAUCCGCGUCGAGACCGUCUGUGGACGUGGAACCGACAGAGGAGGCAUCCAGCGAGAGAACACCGUCUCCGGAGGAGCUUCCGUUGGAUCCAAAACCCGCGGAACCCGUCAGAGGCACUGUUCCUAUCAGUUUUGUUACGUCGGUGACGAGUAUCACGAGUCUCGAGGCUGGUUAUCAAGGUGACGGUGAAAACUCGAGGCCAGCAAGCCGCGGGGCUGACCCACCGUCUAUUGUACCACCGCCGAAUCUUCCAGCACCUUGCAGGCAAGAUCCGAUGACGGAUUCGGAUUUCUUUACGGAAAGCGAUGCUGACGCGUACGAAGAGAUCGUACGCGGUGAUAGGAAAGCUCAGGUGAUCGACGGUACCCUGUUCUGCGCACCUGGCGGUCGAAGAUGUCCGAGUUUCACCGGCGAAGAGAUGGAUUCGAGCGGAAUCUACUCGGACCUCGAUAAAAGGCAGGACGAACUUCAUGCUCCUGAAGAGGCAGCUGAGGAAAACGAGGAUCGUACUCCGGAUACCAUUGACACGGAAGUUUCGCAGAGAAGCCAACCUACACCGAUUAAACCGGACGUUACCCAGGUUAUCAUGGAUUAUUUACAGGCCCCUGUAAAUACUCUGGAUGGAUCAGCCGAUUCCAACGUAACGUUAAGCCCCGCCCAGGUCACGGUAAUCGAGGUGGAGAGGAACAACGACGGUAUGAGGUCGAAGACGCAGAACAAAGCUGAUUCGGUUCCGUUGAAAAAAUACAAGAUGCCUAAGAGGAACGUAGUCUCGAAAAUCAAGGCAAUGAUCGAGUCUGGCCCGAAGGACGAAGCGGAGAAAGAAGCUCGACGUUCUCAGAGAUCACCCAGAAAGGGCGGACGCUGGGACGCUGUUAUGAGUAAAAUUGAGGCUGGCAAGAACGAGCAGAGGACUAGGUCGGUGAGGAAGGAAGUGAAGUCAAGGGUAUUGCAGAGUAUUGGUCAAUCAUCUACUCCGGGGUCAACCCAAAAGAAAAUUGGCGAUGCGAACAAUAAUAGUAAUAAGGAUAAGAGCAAUGCUAAGAAGUUCCGAAUUAUCAGGAGAAUACGUGGCCGACAAGAACUGAAAUCUCCGGUACAAGAAACUGCCAGAAGCUCCGUUCGUAGCUCCUUGAGUGAUCUCAGCACUGGACCUAGCAAAGAUGCGCCAAAGAGAUCACCAACAUCGGUAAACCCGCCAAGAAGACUGGUGGCAAACGGUCGGAGUAAUCAACAGAAUCGUGUGAAUAGUUUCGACGCGAAGAAGAACUGCGUAGAAAUUUCGCCCAUCAAUCUCGAGAAGAGCCCGUCUGCGACGCGAAAGCCGACAAUAACCAGGAGAUUAACAACCACUGUCCCAGUGAAGCAACACAGUUCAACGAUAUCGACAAAAGAUCGCGAAACCAAGGAGCACAGUAAUAGCUAUGUGGUGACAAGGGCGUCUUUAGAGACGCGGGAUCAGGCCGCACAAACCGACAUACCUUACGAUGCGCUCCGCGUGAAACGGGCGGAACAAGUUAUAGAAGCCCUUUCUAUCACUGUACAAUAUCUGGCCUAUGAGUUGGACGCCUUUUCUACCCCAAAAUUAAAGAAAGAAUGCGAGAAUAUGAAGACAGAAUGGCUGUCGUCGUGCACGGAGAUCGAAGAGUUGAGAACUAGAAACCUCGGCAUUGAAGAGAGACUAGAAUCAGAGAGGGAGAAUAAUCGGAGAGCCUUGGACCAGCUUGGUGAAGAUCUGGAAGCUCAGCAAGCAGAACAGAUCGCCGCGUUGGAGGCAGCCCUGCAAGAGGAGAGGCGCAGAUGCGAAGUGAGGCUGAAGGAUUCCCUGAACGAGGCCGCGAAGGAGCAUCGUGCUGCGAUCGUGAAAUUACGCGCAGAACAGGAAGCUGAAUUAUUGCGAAAAGAGUCGGAAUUCAAGAGGAGAUCCGUGGUGCACGAUCAAGGAGCCGCGCUAACCGCGGAAGUUGAAUCGUUAAGAUCGGUGCUAGAGAUCAGGAGCCAGGAGAACGCCACGUUGAGAUCAGAUCUUGAUAAUAUCAGGCGAGAGAUCGAGGACAAAGAGGCUUUACAACAACGCGUGGACACACUUGAGGCCAGAUGCGAGGAUCUGAAGGCGCAGCUUCAGUGCAAAGAAGCAUUCGAGAGGCAAAUAUCUCACGAUAACGAGGUACUGCACGAAUCGAUUCAUCAGAUCUCCAAGCAGAACAAACGUUUGGCGCAGCGAAACGAGGAACUUCAAUGGAGGUUGCGUCAAAAAAACGAAGUGGUGACCGUUCUUGCGAAUUUGACGCCUAGGCUAUCGCGUUCAUUAGGCCCUGAGAACGUCGAACACACACUCUCACCCGACAAGAACGGUCCUCAGGCUUCAUCCAUGGUGAAAUUUAUGGUGGAGAAGGGCGAUUCGGUAUCGUGGACAUUGGAAAUAGACGAUGAAUUUUCAAAGAGCGGUACGGACACGUCGCAUUUGGCAACGCCAUCGAAAAUGGCUAGAUCUGAGACAUCGGCUACGGUAUCGAGGCAAGGAUCGCUCAGGCUAACACCUAGAAGGUCUUCCGUCGAUAUGAGAGCAAGAUCGAAAAGUAUUUCUGUCACGGAUUCCGCGCGUGUAGAGGAAUCCGCUUGGUCGCCUACGUUUAAUUCUACGCCGAUUGCACGACGAAGACCUAGAAGCGACCCCUCUUCUUCGGCUUCGUCUACCUCUUCGUCGUCUUCUUCUUCGGUCACAGCUGUAACCUCAAAUUCGGCAGUAGCCGUUGCUGUUGCUGCUGCUGCUGCCGCUGCCGCGGCUGCUGAAGAUUGCGGGGCCGGCCAGAGGCCUCAAGAGGCCGGUGGCGAAGCUAUGAUUUCAGAGGAGACAUCUGCCACAAGUAGCGAGGACGAAUCGUCCACGAGUAGCGAUAUUCCUCCGUUGCCGAUUCAAUUUGCUUGGGGUAAACCGAUCAAGUAACGUUCUCGCGGUCCUCUCGCUUUUCACCUAAUAUUUCAAUUGCGAAGGGCUACGUACUUCGAUCGGAACGAUGUUCGUUCACUAAUUCCACGAUGUUUCGUGGCCGAUUACAUCAACUAUUUUUCAAGGAUAAUGGCGUUAUCCUCAGGCGAAAAAUGAACGUUCGCACGGUUCUUUCAAACGUUGUACGCGCACUUUUUCUAUUACUUCUGUACCUGUAACUUAUGCGUUCGAUC
This is a messenger RNA of Habropoda laboriosa, 4062 nucleotides long. RefSeq names its product serine-rich adhesin for platelets (gene toc). Bases 182 to 3826 code for a protein of 1214 amino acids. Gene Ontology annotation, molecular function: microtubule binding. The record is from RefSeq and is a predicted model, not a curated record. Gene Ontology annotation, cellular component: nucleus; cytoplasm. NCBI's taxonomy places the organism in Eukaryota, Metazoa, Arthropoda, Insecta, Hymenoptera, Apidae. The transcript has 12 exons.